AUGAAAAUUCUAGUUUUCGGCAGGCUCCUAUUAAUGCUGUUCGUCGCCAGAAUUGACGCUUUUUCAGUGCACGGCCCGGCUGAGCCUCUAAUUGUUCAGCCUGGAGACUCUGUGAUGCUGCCAUGUUCUGUGGACACCCCACUACCACUGCAGGAGCUGGAGGUGGAGUGGAAAAGGAUAGACUCUGAGACCAUGGUGCACCUGUUCCAAGAUGGAGAGAGCAGGCCAGAGUCACAGGACGAAAGAUACAGUGGAAGAGCUGAGUUUUUUGUUGAUGAAAUCCCCAAAGGCAAUUUCUCUUUGCUGCUUGUGAAUGUGUCUCCUGAAGACCGAGGCAAGUACAAGUGUGUCGUUUACACGAACCAGGAGUCCAGGGAAGCCUAUGCAGAUUUAGCCAUGGAAUGGCUGGUAGUGACGGGUGCAGAUGAGGCUGUUUUUGUGUAUGCGGGUGAAGAUGUGAUUCUUAACUGCUCCGUGGACACCCAUAUGCCUGUUGAAGAAUUAGAGGUUAAGUGGAUAAAGACUGACCAAGGAAUCAUGGUGCUGCUGUUUGAUGAGGGGCAGAACAGACCCGAGUCCCAGCAUGAGAGGUACAGUGGACGUGCCGAGUUCUUCACUGAGGAGAUCCCCAAAGGCAACUUCUCUAUGAAGCUGAGAAAUGUGAGAACUGAAGACAGGGGGGAAUUCAUGUGCAAAGAGCUGGAGGUGGAGUGGAAAAAGACAGACUCUGAGACCAUGGUGCACCUGUUCCAAGAUGGACACAGCAGACCAGAGUCACAGGAUAAAAGAUACAGUAGGAGAGCUGAGUAUUUUGCUGAUGAAAUCCCCAAAGGCAAUUUCUCUUUGCUGCUUGUGAAUGUGACUCCUGAAGACCGAGGCAAGUACAAGUGUGUCGUUCACACAAGCCAGGAGUCCAGGGAAGCCUAUGCAGAUUUAGUCAUGGAAUUAGAGGUUGAGUGGAUAAAGACUGACCAAGAAAUCCUGGUGCUGCUGUUCCUUGAGAGGGAGAGCAGACCUGAGUCCCAGCAUGAGAGGUACAGUGGACGUGCCGAGUUCUUCACUGAGGAGAUCCCCAAAGGCAACUUCUCUAUGAAGCUGAGAAAUGUUUUUUAA
Messenger RNA from Megalops cyprinoides (Indo-Pacific tarpon), 1113 nucleotides. Its product is annotated as butyrophilin-like protein 2. The record is from RefSeq and is a predicted model, not a curated record. The transcript is spliced from 6 exons. Lineage: Eukaryota; Metazoa; Chordata; Actinopteri; Elopiformes; Megalopidae. The coding region runs from base 1 to 1113 and encodes 370 amino acids.